Molecule: messenger RNA, 492 nt
Organism: Fusarium keratoplasticum
Lineage: Eukaryota; Fungi; Ascomycota; Sordariomycetes; Hypocreales; Nectriaceae
Exons: 1
Coding region: 1-492 (163 amino acids)
Source: RefSeq, a predicted model, not a curated record
AUGGCAUACGAGCAUGCCAUGUGCCUCAACAAAAAGAACUCGCUGCUGCGGCUUCAGGGGUCCGGCCGUCCAUACGCCGGGGGGGACACCAGUCUGGUCUGGAGGACGCUGGUGAGGUCGGGAGCUCGUCUCCCAACCUUCACCAGGCAGUUACUCCAGCCAGACUGGAGGUACGUCGACGCCCAAACGGGCAUGUCCUUUCUGCACGCGGUGGUCGACAAGGUGGCCAGAGGGGGGGCGUACUCCGAGAAGGAGGCGGUGGCGGACGUGAAGGAGCUGGCAGGGAAUCAGCGAGCGUGGCGCUGCUUGGUCCUGUACCGCGACCCGGAGGGCAAGACUGCCCUCGACAGGGUCGUGGACAUGGGCCAGCGGUUCCCGCUGCUGAGGGGCGAGCUGGCCGGGAAGCACACGGCUCAGGCAAAAAAGUCUGAGCUGUGCCAGGCAGCUCGGGACUUGGAGCAGGGGUGGCUCCAAGUCCAGCAGAACCAGUAG